Molecule: messenger RNA, 1851 nt
Organism: Antechinus flavipes (yellow-footed antechinus)
Lineage: Eukaryota; Metazoa; Chordata; Mammalia; Dasyuromorphia; Dasyuridae
Product: zinc finger protein OZF-like
Exons: 3
Coding region: 1-1626 (541 amino acids)
Biological process (GO): negative regulation of transcription by RNA polymerase II
Molecular function (GO): DNA-binding transcription repressor activity, RNA polymerase II-specific
Source: RefSeq, a predicted model, not a curated record
AUGUUUCAGGAGCCGGUGACGUUCCGGGAUGUGGCCGUGGACUUCAGCCGGGAGGAGUGGGGGCUGCUGGACCCCGCCCAGAGGGGCCUCUACAGGGCCGUGAUGCUGGAGAACUACAGGAGCCUGGCCUCCCUGGGGCUCGUCCUCGCCAAGCCUGAGCUGGUCUGUCUCCUAGAACGAGGCGGGGAGCCGUGGAAGCCGGACCCAGGACUCCCGGGAGGCCCGUGCUCAGCCUGGGAGACCAAUGCCAAGACCAAGGAACUCUCUCCAGAAUGGAACAGUUCUGAAGGAAGACCAUCCAAGAAAGUUAUUACAAAGAAUGGUCCCUCACAAUUCAAGUUGAAAGAAGCCUGGAACUAUGUGGGCAAAUUAGAGAGAGAGCACAGAACUAAGGAGGGAUAUUUGAGGCGAGGGACAAUCACACACCAGAAAAUCGCCACUGAGGAAAGUGUCUCUGAAUGUGGUGGAUUUGAGGAGAACUUUGUGACACAACAGAGAAUUCCUGAAAAUGAGAGACCCGAUAACUGUGAUAAACACGGAAAUGUCCUCAAACAGAAUUCUGACCAAAUUAAACACCAGAGAAUCCAUGCUGGAGAGAAGUCCUAUGAAUGUAAUCAGUGUGGGAAGGUCUUCAGCCAGAACACGUGCCUUACCCAGCAUCAGAGAAUUCAUACUGGUGAGAAACCCUACGAAUGUAAUGAAUGUGGAAAGGCCUUCAGCCAGAUCUCAUCCCUUUAUUCCCAUAAGAGAACUCAUACUGGAGAGAAGCCUUAUACCUGCAGUGAAUGUGGGAAAGCCUUCAGUUACCAUGCAUCCCUCACUCAACAUAUGCAAACUCACACUGGCGAGAAGCCCUAUGAAUGCAGUGAAUGUGGGAAAGCUUUUAGUCGGAGUACGUAUAUUAUUGAACAUCAGAGAAUUCACACUGGAGAGAAACCCUAUGAAUGUACUGACUGUGGGAAAACCUUCAGGUACUGCUCAUCUCUUACUCAACAUCAGAGAAUUCAUACUGGAGCAAAACCUUAUGAAUGCAGUGAAUGUGGGAAAGCCUUCAGAUACUACUCGGUCCUUACGCAGCAUCGGAAAACUCACACCGGAGAGAAACCCUACGAGUGUGGCGAAUGUGGGAAAACUUUCAGACAGAGCUCAGCCCUUUAUUCCCAUCAGAGAAUCCAUACAAGAGAAAAACCCUAUUUAUGUAGUGAAUGUGGAAAAGUCUUUAGCCAGAAUUCAACCCUCACCCGCCAUCAACAGACUCACACUGGAGAAAAACCCUAUGAGUGCAAUGAAUGUGGAAAAGCCUUCCGACUGAACUCGGCUCUUUUUUCACAUCAGAAAACACACCCUGGAGGGAAACCCUACAAAUGUAAUGAAUGUGGGAAAACCUUCAGCCAGAGCUCAUCCCUUUCUUACCAUCAAAGAACUCAUACUGGGGAGAAACCAUAUGAAUGUAGCGAAUGUGGGAAAUCCUUCAGUCGGAAGACAUUCCUCACUCAACAUCAGAGAAUUCAUACCGGGGAGAAACCUUAUGCGUGUAAUGACUGUGGGAGCGCCUUCAGUAGGCGGGCAGCCCUCACCAAGCAUCAGAAACUGCACACUGCAGAACUAACCCUAGGAGUACAAUGAAAGGGAGAAAAGUUGAAUUUAGACUUUUCACUUUGUUAAAUACCCAAGAGUCCAGUCAGCCAUUAUGACAUUGGGAUGUGAGUGGGGAAAAAUGUUUGGGAUGGGAGGAGUCUUACUUUAGCAAUCUCCUUGGGUGGUAGAGUCAUACAGAUUCAAGUAGUCUGUCUGAAAAUAGAAUUAAUACCCCUAACUUAAGAAUCCAUUUUAAAAAAUAAAAACCUUUUU